This is a messenger RNA of Vairimorpha ceranae, 486 nucleotides long. Its product is annotated as transcription initiation factor tfiiib subunit bdp1. The transcript has a single exon. Lineage: Eukaryota; Fungi; Microsporidia; Nosematidae. The record is from RefSeq and is a predicted model, not a curated record. Gene Ontology annotation, biological process: RNA polymerase III preinitiation complex assembly. Gene Ontology annotation, cellular component: transcription factor TFIIIB complex. The coding region runs from base 1 to 486 and encodes 161 amino acids. Gene Ontology annotation, molecular function: TFIIIC-class transcription factor complex binding.
AUGGACAAAAAAUUAUCGUUUUAUUUAGACAAUGCAAAUUUUAAAGAAACUUUUAAAGUGAAAAAAAAGCCAAUAGAAAUACGAAAAUCUCAACAACAAGACAAUAAUUUACUAAAAAUCGUUAAUGGUGAAAUCUGUAUUGAUGCUAAUGACAUGUUUGUUAAUUUAAAUAAAGAUGUUGAUAUGGAAGUAUUAGAAGAAACGGGAAUAGUGACUUCUGCAACAUAUUUAACGAAAAAAAGAAGAAAUAAUAGAUGGACAAAACAGGAGACAGAAUACUUUUAUGAAGCACUAUCAUUAUGCGGAUUGGAGUUUACACUUAUUUCUGAUUUGUUUUUGAAUAAAGAUAGAAAAGCCUGUAGAAUGAAAUAUCACGCAGAAUGUAAAAAUAAUAAAAAUCGAAUAAAUGUAGCUUUAAAUAAAAAGGAGACAUUUUGUCCACAUAGAUAUGAAGAACUCAAAAUAAAAAUAAAAGAAAAAAGAUAA